Molecule: messenger RNA, 2994 nt
Organism: Filobasidium floriforme
Lineage: Eukaryota; Fungi; Basidiomycota; Tremellomycetes; Filobasidiales; Filobasidiaceae
Product: putative serine/threonine-protein kinase nrc-2
Exons: 12
Coding region: 396-2789 (797 amino acids)
Biological process (GO): protein phosphorylation
Cellular component (GO): nucleus; plasma membrane; cytoplasm
Molecular function (GO): protein serine/threonine kinase activity; ATP binding
Source: RefSeq, a predicted model, not a curated record
UGGAGAUUGAAUAGAUGACAGAGCAAUUUACCUCACUUGCGGCAAAACCCCAGUCGUAUAUGAGCCAUUAACAUCGUAUCUCCACGGCGACCAGAACAGAAACCUAGGACAAUCCUAAAACGUGCAACACAGACGACUCGAGCUCGUGGACUACGAGCAUCACCGGCAAAGUGACGCUAUCAUCUAGUCGAGCUGGAGAUCGAGAAAGUCGAUAGAGAUUAGAAUCUUUCAACAGCCCGGCAGCAGCGGUGGCUCGUCAGAAUUUGGGUUCACAAUUGUCCAUAGCUUAUCGUAGGUUGGGCCAACGUCCAGAUCAGGAUCAAGCCGAGCUCUCGCUUCAGUCUAGAGCAUGAUCAAAACGAUCGUGUGAUCUCUCAGGCCGGCUUCUUGACAACAUGGCAAUUCCUACCGAGCACACCGGCACCAUUCGGAAUCUUCAGGUGAACCCAGAGGUGGACUCUGCCUUCAACUUGCCAACGGAAAAAUCGGGAGGUCAUCAGAGGUGGAGAAAGAUAUUCAAACGGGCAGUUAGUGGAGGACCCCAAACGACGAUAUCCACUAACGGUCUAUUGGCCCCAUCGAGUCGCGGUUCUCCGCAACUUACUACCCCGACCGAGGAACGACGGUUUGUAAACGGGACCGGCCGGAACAACGGAAACGUAUCCUCAACAGACACCCAUAUCGGUAAUUUGUCUCUCUCCACUGCCAGUCUAGGAGAUACAGCAGGGGACGGCUCGGCGUCCUCCGUACACCUCCCUCUCACGCCGAAUCAAGCAGCGGCCUCGAGAGAGUACCCAUUAGAAGGACCGUAUUCUACCUCGACUGAGCGAUCUUCCGGAUCGUCAGGUGUACCACUCGGCUCGCCACUGCCACAAACGGCUAAAAGUCGCUACUUUGCUUUUGCACCCUCAUCGAGCGGUGGGCACUCAGAAUCAGUUAAUAACUCUCGCACGAAAGGCGAGAAGAAGGACAAAUACCGCACGCUGGGAAGAAAGGCUGGGGGCUCCGCAAAGGACAGCGCACCGUUCUACUCGGUCUCCUCCAAUCACAGUGCCAGCCGGAACCAGACAAUACCAGUCGCAACGGACGCCGACACUGAAAAGUCCAGCAGUGCGACUCAGCGAUUCAUUCGUAGGGUCGCUUCGGCACCAAACGCGAAGGGCUUAUUCUCAGCCGGUUCCAUGUUCAACAAAAACGCGGGCGAGCCGCCUUUGCCGUCCAAAAUGACCGGGCUGGGCUUGCCGGUUCCAGCCUCUCCUACGGUGCGAGAGGAAUCAUCUUCGCAAGCAUUGGGGCUUUCCAACGUGAAUAUUGCCAUCACACAAUCCGGCUCAGAUUCACCGUCCUCGAUCAUGGCCACCUCUCCUAGCGGGACGAGUGGUACCUACCCAGCUAGGCACCCUAUACCAAGGCUGCUGAGCGGCUCUUCCAACUUGACACCAGGUGCUUCGACGUCAUCUCUGGUAUCAACGUCCACUGGAGCUUAUAGUAUCGCCCAGUCUGGAGCUCGUGAGCAUCGCGCCCAGUCCGUGGGCACAUCAGGCAGAUCGGCUGUCUCUCCCGGCAUGGCGCGAUUGGGUGCAGGGCCUGGACCGGGAUUUAGGCGCACUUACAGCUCGAAUUCUAUCAAGAGCAAGACCGUCGAAGUCGGGCCUAGCUCGUUCCAAAAGGUCCGUUUGCUCGGAAAGGGAGACGUCGGUAAGGUCUAUCUCGUCAGAGAGAAGAAAUCAGAGAAACUUUUCGCCAUGAAAGUUCUUUCAAAGAAAGAGAUGGUCAAGCGAAAUAAGAUUAAGCGAGCUCUAGCGGAACAGGAAAUCCUCGCCACAUCGAACCAUCCCUUUAUUGUCACCAUGUUUCACUCGUUUCAGUCGGACGACUACCUUUAUUUCGUGCUCGAUUACUGCAUGGGGGGUGAAUUCUUCCGGGCCCUACAGACGCGGCCAGGGAAAUGCUUGUCGGAAGAGCACGCGCGCUUUUAUGCCGCCGAAGUCGUAGCGGCAUUGGAAUACCUGCAUUUGAUGGGCUACAUAUAUCGAGACCUCAAACCAGAAAACAUUUUACUGCAUCAAUCGGGCCAUAUUAUGCUGUCUGAUUUCGACCUCUCAAAAUCCGGCUCCGAACCUGGAGGAGCUCCGGCUGGUAUGAAGCAAAGCGCUCAGAACGGCGUGUUGAUGGUGGAUACGAGGUCUUGUAUCGCGGACUUCCGUACGAAUUCAUUCGUCGGGACAGAAGAAUAUAUCGCACCGGAAGUUAUCAAAGGCAAUGGCCACACAUCGGCGGUGGAUUGGUGGACUCUAGGGAUUCUCAUUUAUGAGAUGAUUUUUGCCACCACUCCCUUCAAAGGCGUAAACCGUGUGGCAACAUUCGCCAAUGUGCUUAAACAUGACGUGACCUUCCCGGCGUCACCGAAUGUCACCAGCCUGUGCAAGUCGGCCAUACGUAAACUAUUGAUCAAGGACGAGCACAAAAGACUAGGUAGUAACGCUGGAGCCUCCGAGAUCAAAUUGCACAAGUGGUUUGCCCCGAUCAAUUGGGGUUUGCUGCGAAACGAGAAGCCGCCGAUCGUUCCCGCUGAAAGCAACGGCGUGGAUGCAAUCAACUUCCGCACGAUGCGCGAUAGCAAAAGUCUCGAUUUCGAUACGCAUGGAGACAUAAUAUACGCCCAAGCUGGGAAUAUCGCAGGGCCACAGACACCGGGAAUCUCAACACCGAAAGAGCUCGUGAGCGAGCUCAAAGAAGAGAACCCCUUUGUCGAUUUCCAUUCUGUCACUCGUCUUUUCGAAGACUGAUGCGAACGGACGCUGUUCAAGAAUCAGGCUAUCAGGGGUUUGUAUUGUCGAUGCCGACAAGCUCUGCUUUCAUCACCUCGAUUCCGUCUGCGAGCGCAAGCCGGAAUUGUGACAGUAAAUCGUUAGGCUGGCACUCCUUUCCUGCUUGUACACUUACACCUCUUUGUAUUUCACCGUAUAUCAUCAUUUUCCAAUCCCCAAGUGA